CGAAUUGCGUCUCGGAUCGAUCGAGUGUGUGUGUGUGUGGUGGUGGUGGGGGGGGAGGCGCGCCUCCGUUUCAGAUGCUUGUUGGGGCUUUUUGUUCGCGUUACCGAACACAAAGGGAGCGGGCGUUGUUGCAGCCGUCGUCCUCAGCCUUCCGGAUUGAUUUAAUUGCAAAAUCUUCAAGGUACCAGAAUUGUCCCGGUCGCAAAAGAGUAGGGCCCCGUCUCGCAGCUGCGAUCGUUGUGUGCGUGUGUGUUUGUGUGUGUGUGUGGAGGUCUUGCACGCGCCUCCUUAGCAUUCUGCUCUGCACGGUUCAAGAGUUCGAACGGCUCACUGCCCACGAUGGCCACCACCAGCAAGCAACCAAUACCCACCAAGAAGACAGAGCCAGAGCUGUCCAAUAUCGGAGCGCUCCCAGAAACCAGUGGAGGUCCUCCGAGCAAGAAGCCCAAAGUCGGGGCUACGAGCAAGGAAUCUGAUGCGGGCACCACCGCUGCACCCACAGGAAGUGGAAAUUUUGAAGAGCAGAUUUCCAAAACACGUGCAGCUUUGGCGUCAUCUGUAUUGGAGUUCCGCUUCAACAAGAAAAGGGUACGCGCUGUGUCUAAUGCUGAUGAUAUGGCCGCUAACGCAAGUGGCAUCUUAUACUGGAUGUCACGUGACCAGCGUGUUCAAGACAACUGGGCACUACUUUAUGCCCAGCGGCUGGCCCUAAAGCAGAGGCUUCCACUCUACGUCUGCUUUUGUCUGGUGCCCAAGUUUAUGGAUGCGACUAUUCGACACUUUGGCUUCAUGCUUCGAGGCCUCCAAGAGGUUGAAAAGGAGUUCCGCUCCCUCGACAUCUCUUUUCACCUCCUGAAAGGCUAUGCCAAGGAUGUGCUUCCUCCAUUCGUAAAUGAGAAGAAUAUUGGUGCUGUUGUGACAGACUUCCUUCCUCUCCGUGUGCCCAGGCAGUGGGUGAAAGACUUAAAGAAAGCUCUGCCAAAGAAUGUACCUUUAGCACAGGUGGAUGCACACAACGUGGUGCCGUGCUGGGUCACGUCAGACAAACUAGAAUACGGAGCGAGGACGAUUCGCAGGAAAAUACAUGACAAGCUGCCACAGUUCUUCACUGAAUUCCCUCCAGCGAUUAAGCACACAUAUCCAGCCAAAAGCCUGCCAGAGGAGACAGACUGGGAGGCGGCAUGGCAGUCGUUGGAGGUCGACCGGAGUGUGGGCGAAGUGGCGUGGGCUCAGCCCGGCACAUCAGCGGGACUGGAGAUGCUCAACUCCUUUAUAAAUGAGAGGCUGAAGCUGUUCAGCACAGAUCGCAAUAACCCCAACAGCAAUGCACUCAGCAACCUCUCACCGUGGAUUCACUUUGGUCAGAUCUCCGUUCAGAGGUGUGCUCUUGAGGUCAGUAAAUUGAAACCCAAGUACCGCGAGUCUGUUGACAUGUACAUUGAAGAGGCAAUCGUGCGACGGGAACUUGGUGACAACUUCUGCUUCUACAACAAAAAUUAUGACAGUCUAGAUGGGGCAUAUGACUGGGCUAAAAGGUCCCUGGAUGCUCAUACACAGGACAACAGAGAAUACAUUUAUUCUCUGCAGCAACUGGAAGAAGCUAAAACUCACGACCCACUUUGGAAUGCAGCGCAGCUGCAGAUGGUAGUUGAAGGAAAGAUGCAUGGGUUUAUGCGCAUGUACUGGGCGAAGAAAAUCCUGGAGUGGACGAGCUCCCCAGAGGAGGCCCUCCGCAUUGCAAUCUAUCUCAACGACCGCUACCAGCUGGAUGGAAGUGACCCAAACGGCUACGUUGGCUGCAUGUGGUCCAUCUGUGGCACACACGACCAGGGCUGGGCUGAGCGCGCAGUUUUCGGCAAGAUCAGGUACAUGAACUACGCAGGCUGCAAACGCAAGUUUGACGUGGGUGCAUAUGAAAGCCGUUACAGCUCGAAGAAGCUGGGCUUUCCAGCUCCAGCAGAGUAAGAGCCCACAGGUAUAGAGACGCUGUUGAUGAGACACUAACUGAAUCGAAAAUAGUAUUUUAGAUAAGUGACAAUAUCUUAGUUUAUCAUGGCCUUUACAUGUUUACGUUUUACCCUGGUAAAGCGUUAAGCUUUUUAUAACUAUCACAACAUGUUGAUGUGCAUGGUUUGUGUACAACUCAUAAUAUAUUAUUUUGUGUAUGCUUUUAGAACGUAAUAUCUUAACGACCGUUACAUUAAGUGGUUACCACUUUUUAAUGUUAGUUUCGUAAUAUUUAAAAAAAAUAUUAGAAUGUGAGUGCAUGUCGGUUUGGAGUGUUGAAAAUAAACAUGCACACAGUGCACAGCUUGUAUGCUGAAA
Messenger RNA from Petromyzon marinus (sea lamprey), 2325 nucleotides. NCBI's taxonomy places the organism in Eukaryota, Metazoa, Chordata, Hyperoartia, Petromyzontiformes, Petromyzontidae. The record is from RefSeq and is a predicted model, not a curated record.